This is a messenger RNA of Ananas comosus (pineapple), 3473 nucleotides long. RefSeq lists its product as uncharacterized. Lineage: Eukaryota; Viridiplantae; Streptophyta; Magnoliopsida; Poales; Bromeliaceae. Gene Ontology annotation, molecular function: protein dimerization activity. The record is from RefSeq and is a predicted model, not a curated record. The transcript has 5 exons. Bases 321 to 2714 code for a protein of 797 amino acids.
CACUCGAUUCCCCCCCGACCUCGCCUCAGCCGUUUCCCACCACCCGGCGUCCCCCCCGCACCAUCGACCGCGUUUCCCCCUGCCGUUUCCCGUGGAGGGGAAACGCCGAGGCCCUCGUUUCCUCGAUUCCCUCUCUCCUCGACCCCCAUGGCUUAGACUCUGAGCAUUUCCACGGAUCUUCGCCCCCCAUUUCGACGAAUUUUGGGGAAUUUUGGAGGGUUUUUGGGCGAUUUUUUGGUCGUUUCCACCAUUGUGUUUGAUAGGGAGUAGGGUUCGAGCUUCGGGGAGUCGAAGAUUGGGGGAGGUGAUUGCAUUAAAGAAUGUCACAUAGCUCUCCCUUUGAUGAGCAUACUGGAGCAAAUGACGGAGCUAUUGACUUCCCUUCAAUCGGGGAUGGGCACUUUGUUUUUGAAGACAAGAACCUGGUUUACAACGAUGAAGACCAUGUCCAGCAUGAGCUCGAGAUACAGCUAGCGGAAGAAAGUCAAACUGAUGUAAGUGCGACCGUGUUGUGGAAACACGUUGUUAAAGGUAAAAAAUGCGGAAGCGCUCAUGGUGGUUCUCAUAUAUUUAAAUGUAAGCAUUGUCAGAAGGUAUAUCAUGGUACCUACACGCGCGUUUACGCCCAUUUAAUGGGCCAUAAGAAAGGUGAGAGCAAAGGAAUCGGUUAUUGUUCCGCGGUGAAGGCUGAUAAAAACUUACAAAUGCAAAUAAAAAGAGAGGUUGAGCAGGUCGAGAGUUCGCCCAACAUCGUACCGUUGAAAAAGUCAAAGCUAACCCUGAGUUCAGGAAUGGGCUCCCAAGGCCCAUCUUUAGCUUUGUCGUAUGUCGGCCCAUAUGAGAAAGAUUAUUCAAUGCAGAAUAGGGAGGAGGUGGAUUCUAAAGUGAUGCGGUGUUUAUGUGCUAAUGGCAUUCCUUUCAGUGUGUUGAAAUCUCCAUAUUGGGAAGAAAUGGUGUUGGCAAUUAGUAGGGAAUUGGGUUAUAAGUGUCCAACGCUCGAAAGAGCACAAACCAUUUUGUUAGAAAACGAAAGGAACAGGGUUGAAAGGGAAUUCGACGAUUUCAGGCAAAAGUGGCCGCAAUACGGAAUUUCGAUUCUUUCGAAUGGUUGGGCUGACAUAAAAACCCAACCUUUGAUUAAUGUUGUGGCCUCAAACCAGUUCGGGUCCAUGUUCUUACACGCUUUUGACUUCUUAGCGGUCGAGAAGUCCCAGAAAAGCAUUUCAGACUAUUUAAUGGACGCUAUUGAGAAAGUGGGGCCAUCUAACGUGGUUCAGUUGGUAACAGAAAAUGCCAUCGAGUGUAAAGAAGCAAGUGAGGAGGUGGAGAAGUCAUACCCUUUCAUAUUUUGGAGCCCUUGCAUGGUUCACACUUUGAAUAUGAUCUUAAAAGAUUCUAUUAGGUAUCUCCCUUGGCUCGAAAAUACUUACUUGACGGCCAAAAAUGUAGUGAACUAUAUAUUAUAUCAUUUCGAAGCUGUCGAAAUUUUCGAGAGUUAUUCGAGGUUGGAAUUGUUGAAAGUUGCAGCAAAAGGAUAUGCCUCGCACUAUAUUACUCUUCGUCUUCUACUUGAUUUGAGAGAAACUCUAAAAGCCGCUGUUUUAUCUGAUAAUUGGGAGCGAUGGUCAAGCUUUCCUAAAUUAGAUGAGAAAGUAAAGCUUUCCGGACAAGCUGUUAAAGUAGCAGUCAUGUCAGAGGAUUUUUGGGAAGCAGUUCAAUUGGCUCUAUUUAUAAUUAAACCUAUAUACAAAAUGAUCAAGUUCACCGAUCAAGAUGGGCCCAUUAUUGGGGAAGUUUGCGAGCGAAUGGAGAACAUGCUGGGGGAGAUUAAAGAAAAUUUCAGGGGUCGAGAGGAAAUUUUUAUGGUUCUGCAACAAAAGGUCUUCACUUGGUGGGACAAAAAGAAUUUCCCACUGCAUUGCUUAGCUUAUGCGCUCACACCGAAGUAUUAUGAUGAAGAAUAUCUCCAAAUUCCUGCACCUGGCGGCAGGCAGAGAUGCCACCCGGCACAGGAUGAUGAUAUUUUCGAUACUGCCACCGCUGCUAUUUGCAAGAUGCACCAAAAUAUUGAGCAAUCAGAUACUAUUCGUUUACAAUUUUUGGCUUUUACCGAAAGGAGGGGGAAAUUUUCAACUGCUACAGCCAAAAGAGAUGCCAGAAACCCUAAAAUUAAUGUAUUACAAUGGUGGAAGUUCCAUGGAGGGGAUACGAAAGAGUUGAGAGAUGUUGCAUUUAAAGUAUUAGCGCAGCCAAUCAGCAGUUCAUCUCUCGAGAGACCAUGGAGUACCUAUAGCUAUAUCCACAAUGCAAAGCGAAAUAGAUUAAACUCAAGUUGCGCUGAUGAUCUUUUAUUUAUACACACAAAUUUACGAUUACUAUCCAGGUGUAAUUCAAACUAUAAGCAUGGGCCCUAUAGAAAAUGGGAUGUUAAUCCAGAGAUUCCCCUUAUGGAUGAGUGCGCUUUGCAGCUGGAGGAUUUGUGCUUUUUGGGUCUUGAUGACGAGGAUUCUUUGAAACAGUCUUCCCUCACCUACAACCCGUUACAAGAACUUAUUCGGAUUAUUGAGGGCGUCCCAUCAGAAAAUAAUCAAUCCGGCGACCAAAGUCAUGCCACUAGUUUGAUACGUCCGAGUGGUGGGAAAGGAGGAAGAGUUCGAGGUGGUGGUGCUUCUUGUAGAAUUGAUCCGAAGGGAAAGACGAAAAAGUUCUUGUAGCGUAAAAAUGCUUGAAAAACCAUCUAAACUACUGCAGGUCAUUUUUGCUUAUGAUUCCAAUAGAAAUGAAAUACCACAUUAUUCUCUCGUGCAUAUCCUUUUCUCUGGUAAAUGAGCUGUGAUUAAAGUAAGAGAUUUGCUGUUGCAAUUUCCUUAUGUUUUAUCCUGUAUUUUCAGUCAAUUAUUUAUAGCAUAGUUAUCUUUUCCCCAAAGAAUUUGAGAUACUUAUGUUUCUAUUAUUAACUUCAAACUUCUGAGUUUACUCGGGAAGAUUACUAGGAAAAAGACAACUUACUGGCGUUGGAUUGGUGCACCACUAUAUGAGUAUAUUCAUAUAACUGCCCUCCCUAAAUGUCAAGGUAAUAUUCCUAUUCUUUCCUUUUUUUUCCUUGGUUAACAUUAUUCAGGGCACUCCCAGUUUGAAGAUCGUACAAAACCUUUCUGAGUAGGCAGUCUUAUCCACAGGAGAAAAGGAAUCGUCUACACCAAAGCGCAUUGUGUUGAGGAGUUGAACACCUGAGAUGUCUGGGGCUUCUUUGCUAUUCCAGAAUUGAAGCUGGACUUUUGAGCACUGCUGGAAGAAAAACUGAACACAAGCUAGAGCACGAAUGAAGCUGAUUCCCUGUUACAGUCAAAUUGCUUAGCUGUUUUCUUGUUUGAUCUCAAGUUUGAAACUCAAAUGUACUUGUUUCGAGGUCAGAACUUGAUAUUUACUCCGUCAAUCACAAAAGUUUCAUCCUUGAUCUAUGCUCUAUUCAA